GCUUAAAAGAGGAGCACCAGAGUGAAGCUGAGAGAGCAGCAGCAGAGAGCAGAGGGAACGAGACAGAGAGAGAGACAGAGAAACAGAGAGAGAGAGAGAGAGAGAGAGAGAGAGAGAGAGACUGUAACUGGACUAGGCUCUUCUGGGCAGCAGCACAUCUCCGUUCCCUCCGCGGACGUCCUAUUGGCUGGCUGUGUGGGGGCCACCCUUCCAACAGGAGCUGACUCCGCGAGGGAUCUGUGUGAAUGACAGAGCGUGUGUACAUCAGAGAAGCGGCGCGCAAGUCUGCAGCAUGGAUCGAGCUCGGCUCUACAUUGCUCAAGAUGGUUGUGCCACCCAUGGGUGAAGCUAUGCCCAGCUCAGUUCCGGACUAUACUCAAACCACAUGAUCCCCAGGAAACCCUGGCACACCCUUCCAGCAAGAUGGGAAAUGCGUCGGAAACAUCUUUUUUUGUGUCCACCAUAUCUAAAGAGAACGACAUCAUCAUGGGAACCAUCUAUACCAUCUUUGGUGUCCUCUCGAUGGUGGGGAAUAGCAUCCUGCUGUUUGUGGCCUAUAGAAAGAAGUCCUCCUUGAAGCCAGCUGAGUUUUUUGUGGUGAACCUCUCCAUCAGCGACCUUGGUAUGACCAUCACCCUGUUCCCCCUGGCCAUCCCCUCAGCGUUCUCUCACAGGUGGCUGUACAACGAGGUGACAUGUUUGGGAUAUGCCUUCUGUGGCGUCGUCUUCGGUCUGGCCAGCCUCUCCAACCUGACGGUGCUGUCGUCCGUGUGCUGGCUCAAGGUCUGCUGUCCCAACUACGGCAGCAAGUUUUCCACCAGCCACGCCUGCCUCCUGGUGGUGGGGGUGUGGUGCUACGCCUCCAUCUUCGCUGUGGGGCCCCUGAGUGGCUGGGGCCAGUACGGCCCGGAGCCCUACGGCACCGCCUGCUGCAUCGACUGGGAGGCCCCCGGACACAGCAUGGCCGCAUUGAGCUACAUCGUCUGCCUCUUCUUCUUCUGCUACAUUGUGCCCUGCACCAUCAUCUUCCUCUCCUACAUCUUCAUCCUCCUCACCGUCAGGGGGUCCCGCCAGGCAGUGCAGCAACACAUGUCCCCCCAGAACAAGAUUUCCAACGCGCACACGCUCAUUGUCAAGCUCUCCGUGGCAGUGUGUAUCGGCUUCCUGACGGCGUGGAGCCCCUAUGCGUUUGUCGCCAUGUGGGCAGCGUUCGGUAAACCCUUAAACGUGCCCCCCAUGGCCUUCGCCGUGGCGGCCAUAUUUGCCAAAUCCUCCACCAUUUACAACCCCGUCAUCUACCUGUCCUUCAAGCCCAACUUCCGCAAGUCCCUCUGCAGAGACAUGGCUCACUGCAGACGGACGCUGUGCCUGUGUCUGUGCCGCCACGGCUCAGUCCAGUCCUACAAGGGCUCUCAAGCCAAUGACAAAGACCAGUGUCACUCCACAAGGCUGUCCAACGGCCUUCCUGAGAACCACAGGUCUUGCAGGCACUGCCCGUGCCCAGAGGGAGCCUCCGAACCUGGGGGGCACUGCCAGGACUACACCCCCCAGAGGACCGCUCGGGUGCUCACGGGGUCUAUGCACAGCGAGGUGGCUGUCAGCCAGCUCUCCAACGAGAUGCAGAGUGACUUCCUGUAGACGGGUCGAGUUGAGGAGAAGAGGAAGAGGAAGAGAAAAGGAGUUGG
Messenger RNA from Osmerus eperlanus (European smelt), 1685 nucleotides. It is a transcript of the gene opn7b, whose product is annotated as opsin 7, group member b. Gene Ontology annotation, biological process: G protein-coupled receptor signaling pathway; visual perception; phototransduction. The record is from RefSeq and is a predicted model, not a curated record. Bases 424 to 1638 code for a protein of 404 amino acids. Gene Ontology annotation, cellular component: plasma membrane. The transcript is spliced from 6 exons. Gene Ontology annotation, molecular function: G protein-coupled photoreceptor activity. Lineage: Eukaryota; Metazoa; Chordata; Actinopteri; Osmeriformes; Osmeridae.